This is a messenger RNA of Parnassius apollo (apollo), 780 nucleotides long. The record is from the annotation of a GenBank genome assembly. Lineage: Eukaryota; Metazoa; Arthropoda; Insecta; Lepidoptera; Papilionidae.
AUGAAUACUUUUUACCGAAUUUUAUAUGCUGUAUUGUCAAUAAACGCAUCAUCAUCAUAUGGCUAUGAUUUUAAUCAAGAAAGCUUAACACAAGAGUACAGUAGCUGCAGUCCUUUGAACUGUGACCAGUCAUGUCGCCGCAUUGGUUUCCCUGGUGGGGCCUGUGUGAAUGGCAAAUGCAAAUGUGAUAUCAUAUUAAGUCUCAAAGAUUUUAACCAAGAAACCCAAAUGUAUAAUCUUCACUUAUCUGUAAUAAUAAAAAUUGUCUCAGAUUUUAAUCAAGAAAGCCCUUUGAACUGUGACCAGUCAUGUCGUCGCAUUGGUUUCCCUGGUGGGGCCUGUGUGAAUGGCAAAUGCAAAUGUGAUAUCAUAUUAAGUCUCAAAGAUUUUAACCAAGAAAGCUUACAGGAGUACAGUAGCUGCAGUCCUUUGAACUGUGACCAGUCAUGUCGCCGCAUUGGUUUCCCUGGUGGGGCCUGUGUGAAUGGCAAAUGCAAAUGUGAUAUCAUAUUAAGUCUCAAAGAUUUUAACCAAGAAAGCUUACAGGAGUACAGUAGCUGCAGUCCCUUGAACUGUGACCAGUCAUGUCGCCGCAUUGGUUUCCCUGGUGGGGCCUGUGUGAAUGGCAAAUGCAAAUGUGAUAUCAUAUUAAGUCUCAAAGAUGUACUUGGUGACUUCCUGACAAUGAAUAUCUGUAACAAUUCUGUUUGUAACCGUAUGUGUCAGGAAAUGAACAACCACAGCGGCAUGUGCUUGGGAGGCGACUGCAAAUGUUUCUAA